Molecule: messenger RNA, 387 nt
Organism: Hibiscus syriacus
Lineage: Eukaryota; Viridiplantae; Streptophyta; Magnoliopsida; Malvales; Malvaceae
Product: NADH dehydrogenase [ubiquinone] 1 beta subcomplex subunit 7-like
Exons: 2
Coding region: 79-387 (102 amino acids)
Cellular component (GO): mitochondrion
Source: RefSeq, a predicted model, not a curated record
AGUUAAUGAGAAAGGAAACCAUCAUCAUAACCCAAUCUUUUUCUUGAUUCGAACAAAAAAGCCAAGGGAGAGAAAAAAAUGGAAGUCAAUGGUUCAUCGAAGAAGAUGAUAGCAACCCAAGCUGAGAUGGUGGAGAACAAGGUCUCCAUCCUAUACAGAGAUCAAUAUGCUCAUCUCCUCAUCCCACUCAACAAGUUUCGCCAAUCUGAGUUUUACUUGCCUUGGAAAUGCGAGAAUAAACGCCACUCAUAUGAGAGGCGUGAAUACGAGCUCAUCAUGGAGAGGAUGUUGCAGAUGCAAAAGAUUUGUGAGGAAGAGGCCAAGUUCAAACAGUCUGGGAAACAUGGUUCUUCUAUUCCCCUCAUUCCCAAAACUGCUAAUGCAUAA